AUGGCGGUCGAAAAUGAGUCAAAUGGGAAGGACCAGCAUUCAGAUUCAGACGAUGACAUUACAGAUGUACAAGAUUGGUCGCAUAUCGCCAAACUAACGAGGAAACAGGCGAUCAUCCCGAAAAGAGGCGAGAAAGAUUACGAACCAGAUGGAACAGAUGUCCAAGAGUUUUUACUAUUCCAAGCAAGACAGGAGAUGUUCGACACGUUGCUGAACGCUGCUAGAGGCUCUGUAAAGAAAAACACUAUCAACGGCUAUUAUGAGCAAACGACGCAUCAGGCCUUCAUACCAUUUCCACGAGGAAAUUUCAUGCAUACGAUGGGCCAAGUCGAUCGUACGGGCGUGUGUUGGCUUGAGUUUAACGAAUUCGUGUAUCUCUCAGAAAGAGGUACCGUUAGACCCUUCCUCAAGUGCGGGGACGAUUUUGAUCUGCCUUUGAGUGUCCAGGAUUUGUAUGCAUACUUUCGGUCCUCUGAAGAGCUUGAUAACUAUGCCGUUUACGCGCAUCUGAAAAGAUUGGGUUUCAUUGUAACCUCUUCGAGACAUCGGCCCCGGAUUGGGUGUUCGGAGAACACUAAUUCAACUAGAACAUCUUGGAUUUCGAAAUCGUUCAAUUGCAUAAAUCGUCUUUUCACAAACCUUUUCAACGUCCCGUUCUAUAGUCCGUUCUUUUACAAAAUCCUGAGAUUUACCUCAUCUGGUCAACUAUACCUGCAAUUGAGCAAAUUGGUACCGUACUAUUCGGCACAGAAGUUUGCUUCGUUAUCUUCCGUGCACGAACAUGUCCCGAUCAAAAGUGAGCGUCAAGUAAAAGAAUGGCAUAUAACUUUUGAUGUUUGGAAACCAAAAGCAGGUUUCAAGAAGAAAACCCCAGGAGUACCAGAUUUCCAAGUUAUUGUGUUCAAUAAAAACGCAAGCUCUCAGCGUUUCCCCACGUACCGCGAAUUUCGAUAUCUUUUCCGAAAACUAGAAUCCAAGAGCGACGCGACUUCGGAGCGUGAAGACUCCAAAUGGGGCAGAAUUGUGGGGAAGCUAAAAGCAUUUUUUAAUAGAGGAUAUUGGCCAGGAGAACCAAGCUCAGAAUGCAAGGAAAAAGAAGCCAAACCUUCGAAAAAGGUGACGCAAAUACAGCGCUUGAAAAAGGGCUACAAAAGUUUCAUUAUGGCUGUUAUGGACGAUGGAUUAAUAAGUUACAUUCGAUUAUCGGAGAACGAAUUUGGUUCUGAGAGUGUUUGGUAUGACGGUGCGCGCAUGCAAAAUAAACGAUCAAAGCGCAAAAAUGCAAAACCAACGAAAAUGACGAAUUAG
This is a messenger RNA of Lachancea mirantina, 1308 nucleotides long. NCBI's taxonomy places the organism in Eukaryota, Fungi, Ascomycota, Saccharomycetes, Saccharomycetales, Saccharomycetaceae. The record is from the annotation of a GenBank genome assembly.